AUGACGUCGGCACAAGGCAAAGUGCUGACCCUCAGCGAGCUUCGCGUGUUCGAGCUGAAGCAGGAGUUGGAGAAACGUGGGCUCGACAAGAGUGGCAUCAAGCUGGCGCUGGUGGAACGCCUCGAAGGGGCUAUUCGUGCGGAGGGUCAUGAUCCCAAGACAUAUAAGUUUGUGAUCAGUGACUACGCUAAAUCACCGACUACGGCUACAUCGAAGGACCCUUCCGGUGAGAUGACCACGGAAGGUUUGUUAAUAAUUAAAAUUAAAUUUCUUGCGCGAAGAAAUAUAUAUCUAUUGAGAGAAUGA
This is a messenger RNA of Gongylonema pulchrum, 306 nucleotides long. Lineage: Eukaryota; Metazoa; Nematoda; Chromadorea; Rhabditida; Gongylonematidae. The record is from the annotation of a GenBank genome assembly.